Rhincodon typus (whale shark) is the source of this 977-nucleotide messenger RNA. RefSeq lists its product as uncharacterized. The record is from RefSeq and is a predicted model, not a curated record. The transcript has 4 exons. Lineage: Eukaryota; Metazoa; Chordata; Chondrichthyes; Orectolobiformes; Rhincodontidae. Bases 155 to 625 code for a protein of 156 amino acids.
CAGCCAUCUCUGCAUGUUCCAGUAAAACAUUGAAAUCAAUUCCAGAUUAAACAUCUCACAGUGUUUGUUGCAUUAAAGGACUUCACAGUAACCUCUCAGUUCAACAUAGGUUUAGGAUUGUCAACAAGGACAGCUUCCUACUUUUCAGCUCAGGAUGUUCCUCAGACUCAUUGUCUUUUUCUUAAUUUUCCUGCCGGGGAUGCAUGGCAAAAAACGUGUUCAAAGUGGCGAAUGGAAUUACAAAGAUGGAUCUGAUAAAGUUAAUAUGCGUGGAGUUGCCAAUCUGACACAGAUAUUGGACAACUGGAGAUUUGACAUUUUGACUCAGAUGAGAGACAUGCUGACAAAUGACCACCAAUCCCUCCUCCCAGACUACUCCAGAAUAACGCCUCUUUCAGAGGCUCUUAGUGACCUAUUCACUGAGUUUAAUGCUCUAAAAGAACGGCUGAAAGAUCUGACUGACAAGUUUACUGCCCUGGAAGUGUCUGUUGAUGAAAUAAAAGCUAAAAGUGAUGCUCCACGCUUGUCUCCGACUGGACCCGGUGGCAUGGCACCCAGGCAAAAACCGAAUCUACCAAAGAGAAAGGUUCUGGUUCCAAAGAAAAAGAAGAUCCCCCAGCAAUAAAACAAAACAAGGGAUAACUGCAAAACUCACAGUUCAUAUAUAUUUUAUAUAUAUAUUAUAUACAUACAACACACACACAGAAUAAAAAGGCCAGCAGGAUUUGCAUGUGCUGUUAUGCAAUUUCCAUUUGAUGAUAAAUAUUUAUCAGUUGCUGAUGAAAAAGUUUUUGUUGCUGUAGAACAUUUCUUAUACUGUGUUUCUAAAACUUGCUGAUUGUAUUUCUACAUUUUAAAUAGUGUUCUGUUAUUCCGUUUUCUCAUUGUAUACAUAUCUCACACAUAUGCAACAGUCGUAUCCUCGGAAAUGUACCUUCUGUUCAGCAUUUAUACUAAAAGGCUGUUUAAAUUAAAGA